Messenger RNA from Capronia epimyces CBS 606.96, 888 nucleotides. RefSeq lists its product as uncharacterized. The record is from RefSeq and is a predicted model, not a curated record. Lineage: Eukaryota; Fungi; Ascomycota; Eurotiomycetes; Chaetothyriales; Herpotrichiellaceae. Bases 1 to 888 code for a protein of 295 amino acids. The transcript is spliced from 4 exons. Gene Ontology annotation, molecular function: oxidoreductase activity.
AUGGCUACCGCUGCAGUUCAGCAUGCCCCGGGCAACACCUUCGGGCAGGUCGUCGAACCUUUUGCGCAGGAACAGAAGCUUGCAAAGCACGACGUCGCUACGGAGCUGAACUAUUACAAGGAUCCCGGUGAUGGAACUCUGCCCGCUCCUGCUUACGUGGGUAAACCAGACACUCAACUCCGCCCUCAUGUCGCCCAGAAAGUGGUCAUCCACGACAUUUCGGGAGACGAGGAUAAAUACACCCUCGACAGUCACGGCUUUCAGUUUGUGAAGCAUGAAAGCAAGGAGAAGGAUUUCCGCAACGACGAGAAGAUUAAGGCAGAAUAUUACCCGGAAGUUGAACAACUUCUGAAGGAUACCACUGGAGCAACUCGCAUUUUCAUCUUCGAUCACACGAUCCGCCGUGCGACCACCGACGCACGCGACAUCGCUGGCCAGCUCCGUGGCCCUGCACGCCGGGUACACAUUGACCAGUCUUAUGGUGCCUCAGAGAAGCGUGUUAAGCACCACCUUCCUGAUGAAGCCGACGAGCUUCUCAAGAAGCGAUACCAGAUCAUCAACGUGUGGCGACCGAUUAAGACCAUUUUCAGAGACCCGCUCACCCUUGCCGACGCCCAUUCCGUGCCCGACAGUGAUCUCGUCCCCGCCAAGUUGGUCUACCCAGACCGCGAGGGCGAGACAUACGUGGUCAAGCCUAACCCGAGCCACCAGUGGUACUUCAAGUACGCGCAACGACCCGAUGAACCACUGCUCAUCAAGUGCUUCGAUUCUGUUGACGAUGGCCGCGCGAGGAGAAUUCCGCACACAGCGUUUGUGAAUCCAGCGCAUGAGAAUGAUUCACCCAGGGAGAGCAUUGAGGUGAGGACGCUGGUAUUCUAUGAUUACUAG